CCGGAUGCUGCAGCAACAAACGUCCGCUUCAGGCGGUCGAAAGAAUAAAGACUCUACUGAAAUACUGUACGCCAGCGACGUAUCUUGUCUUUCCCAGUGCUUUUGUAUUUACUUGGCGUAGACUAAAAACCGAUAAGGAGGACAUCGCUGUUCCAGGAAUGUAUUUUCAGAGGUUUCAAAGGUGACAUUGUACUGGUUUGAACCCACAAUCUUCACCAUGGGGAAGAGAUACUACUGUGACUACUGUGACAGGUCCUUUCAGGACAACAUGCAUAACAGGAAAAAACAUCUGAAUGGUGUUCAGCAUCACAGAGCUAAAAAGGCCUGGUUUGACAAUUUUCGAGACUAUGCAGCUAUUUUAUAUGAUGAGCAAACAAAGAAACCCUGUAGGAAGUUUCUCCAAAAAGGAAUUUGUGAUUUUGGCCCAAACUGCAGGUUUUCUCAUAUGUCUGAAGAGGAGCUGUUUAACCUAAAAAGACAAGUGGAAGAUGAAAGACAGCACAGAGAGGACUCUCAGGACAGAAUUAUGCCUGGGCGAAGUGUAGAAGACUGGCUCUCUAGAAGGGAAAAGAAGCGAACUGCCCUCAGUAGCAAAGGAGAUCUAAAAAAUAAGGAAGACAGUGAAGAGGGCCAAACAGACGGUGACAUACCUCAACAGCUUCUUUGCAUUCCUGACCUUCCACCAUCACUUCUACCUCCUCCUCCAGGCGGAUGGAACGUCAAAGUGAGCAGUGACUGGGGCUGAGAGAUAUUCACUUCGGUGUUUAAAUCACUGUUAAAUGGAUAUGUGACAUUAACAGAAGGAAGAAUGGUACAGGUACAGUUUCUAUGAAGGGAUGGUGUCAUAUAUGUAUUUGAAAGUUUGAAGUGAAGUUUUCAGUUGAUACUGAAAAGCUUUUUGUAGCCAUUUCUCAUUUUGAAAAUUGGAAUUAAGUACUUGAUUCUACAUACCAAUUGGCAUAUUUUGUAAAGUAAAAGUAAUUUAUUUUUAUUUGCAGAUAAUGAUUUUUAAAAUAAUCUAUUUAAGUGUCAAGCUUAAGGAGCCAAUUUAAAAUGAAUAAAAGCUUGAAUGUCAGAGUGACAGUGUGUUGUUGAUUGCUCCACAAAUCAGCAGCAGAGUUCUUUACAAUGAGACUCCUCUCAGGAGUUACAUUUGAUGUCAUGUAGUCCCAAAAGGAAUGGAGGACUGUUGAGCAGAUGGAAAUAAUUUUUUUCUCUUUAUUUUAAACCUGUGUUGCGUCAUCAGGUAUCACCGAUCUCGUGACUUCAUUUUAUUUUGAACCCAGUCACUGGAAAACACCAGUUUACUUCCUAAAUCAUGAAGUUUGUUAAUACAUUUUUAUCGACGAGCCUCAUGCCUUUUGAAAACAUCAGUUAGAUUAUUUCCCUCAACUGAGGUUAUGCGGAGAUGUAUGUACUUUGAACAUUCCACAUUUGUUGCAUAUGCAAUGCAGUGUUUCCAGCAGAAUCAUCAUUAAAUUGCUUUAAUUGCUUA
Messenger RNA from Lates calcarifer (barramundi perch), 1495 nucleotides. It is a transcript of the gene zmat5, whose product is annotated as zinc finger, matrin-type 5. The record is from RefSeq and is a predicted model, not a curated record. Gene Ontology annotation, cellular component: U12-type spliceosomal complex. NCBI's taxonomy places the organism in Eukaryota, Metazoa, Chordata, Actinopteri, Centropomidae. The transcript is spliced from 6 exons. The coding region runs from base 218 to 745 and encodes 175 amino acids. Gene Ontology annotation, molecular function: zinc ion binding.